AUGAGAAUACUACAAAGGCUUAAGAGCUUUCAUAGCUUUCAUAUUUACACACAUGUUGAUUUUUCCCAAGAUUAUGGACUUUUGGCUAUAAUUACCGUCUGCACUGUCAUAUAUGGGAUCAUACCGGCUAUCAUUUCUGUUUUGAUGGGUCAGGUUUUUGAUCUUUUACGAAGACCAAAUAAUUCAUUCGAUACUAUAAACAAACAGAUGCAUUACCUAACGUUGAGAAGCAUGGCAAUUCUUAUCACUGGGCUGGCAAGUGUACCUGUUUGUUGGCUAUCAAUUUCAUCGUGGAUGACACUAGGCGAAAGACAAGCAUUCAGAAUUCGACGAAAACUGCUUCAUUCAUAUUUGAAUAAAAGCAUGGCCUGGUAUGAUUCUAAUGAACAACUAUCAGGAGAGUUUACUCAGCUUAAUCGCUGCUCAGAAGAACUGAGGUCCAGUUCAGCUGAAGCUUCUGCAAUAAUAUUUCAGAAUGUUGUAACUGUAAUUGCAUUACUUGGAACGGCGCUGUAUUUUUCCUGGUCUCUAACUUUGAUUAUUAUGGCAAGCUCCCCGCUUGUUAUCUUGUUCGCCAUUUGCUGUUCCAGAAAGAUAGAGAAAUACGGCAAGCUCGAAAAUGAAGAAACCUCAACUUCCGCUGAUAUCAUGGCUUGGUCAGUAAACGCUGCUAAGAUGAUAAGGUUGCUUGGCACACAGGAAACCGAAGUCAAAAGGUUCCAGAAAAGCGUUGGGAAAAGUCGCGAACAUUUCAAUAAAACGGCUCUGUUCUCUUCCCUCAAUUACUCCGUACUUAGGUUCUUGACACUUUGUAUGUUUGUACAAGGUUUUUGGUAUGGGAACGUACAAAUUAAGAACGGAGACCUAAAUCCGGGAGAUGUCAUGACCUGUUUUUCGGCUUGUAUUCUACUAGCAGGCACACUAAACAACACUCUACACCAGGUAGUCACUUUACAAAAAGGGGCAAUAGCACUACAAAAGAUACAGAAAUUUCUAGAAGUAUCUCCCGCCAACAGGUUGCUGCUUAAAAGGACCUUGGACCUACCAAGCGUUCCGGUAUCCUGGCGCCGAGGGUCGGUUGAAUUCUACAAUGUCAAGUUUGCUUAUCCUACAAGACCAAAUGAAACGGUAUUAAAAGGUGUUAAUUUGAAGUUCAAAGCUGGUAAGCUAACUUUUAUUGUCGGCAAAUCGGGCUCCGGUAAAUCAACCAUCGGAAACUUAAUGCUGAAUCUGUAUGACAACGUGUGCGGGAAGGUUGAAAUUGACGGCGUUGAUGUGAGACAAAUUGAUCACCAGUCGCUGUUAGGUAAUAUAACUUUGGUCGAACAAACCACUGCACUUUUUAAUGACUCGCUUAAGAACAAUAUACGGAUGGGAACUCAUAUUACGGAAGAUGAAGAAGACUCAAUUAAACACGCUUGCCAGAUGGCCAUGCUCGGAAAUGUAAUAAGAGAUUUGGCAAGAGGUUUAGAUACAACUAUCGGUAAUUCCGGCGUCGAUUUGAGCGGUGGCGAACAGCAGAGAGUGGCUAUUGCUAGAGCUAGGCUACGGGACACUCCUAUACUUGUUCUCGACGAGGCUUUAAGCGCACAGGAUCGUGUCCAUAAAAGUCUCCUGAUGGAGGCCAUAAGGCGUUGGAGAAGUGAAAAAACAACCAUUAUUUUGACUCACGAAUUUAGCGACAUUGCGGAUUCAGACUACGUUUACCUGAUGGAAGAUGGCGAAGUGCGAGAAGAGGGUUUUAAAGGGAAGCUGCUCCAGACCGGAUCCUCUGCAUUUGCGCAAAUGCACAAGUUCCAAGUAUGUGCUGAUGAGCUGGAUGAUGUCAAAACGUUGAACGGUCAUGAGCAGCUUGAUCAAAAACUCAGAUGUAAAGGUAUCAACGUGGAUGUAGAGGAAAUGUAUUCGGAAAUGGGAUCACCGUCGACAGAAAAAACUUGUAGCGUAUCUGGUCCAGAAGAUUUCAGGAUGCCGUCCACUUUCAUCAGGAACUCAACAGACUUACUUCAAUCUAAUCUCAUGAUGUCACAGCGGAAAAGAAGGGCUGAUAUGGCCACUAGAAUAGAUUUGAAUGGUGUUUUGGGUGUUGAAAUAUCAGCCUCUGAAGAUCUUGAGAAAGCAACUACCGAACCUAAGCUUAUGAAAAUGAUAUCGAUAAUGCGCAAACUUCUUUGCACAUUAGACAAAAAAGGACUUUUAGUUGUUGGAGUUUUGGCUGCCCUUCUCGCUGGUGUUGCAAAUCCUCUCUUCUCUUACACCUUUUCAAGACUACUUGGUGGCAUUGCUUCUUCUUCGCCUAAGUCAGUGGCCUUGAGGUAUGCAACAAAGUGGUCUCUCAUUGUAUUGCUUGUAGCAUUUUUGGAUUCAAGUUUUACUUUCUUAAAGUGCUAUCUGCUUUCAAGAUGUGGCGAGGCCUGGAUUAAAACUUUGCGGAAUUUGGCUUUUAGGAACAUCGCGAGGCAAAACUUGAACUGGUUUAGUAAUAGCCACAAUAGCACCUCAAAACUUUCUUCGUUAUUGCUGAAUGAUCUCCGAGACUUGAGAGCGCUCGCUUCUGAAUUUUUGGCCGCCAUUACAACACUGAUGGUGGUUUCAAUUUGUGGUUUGGUAUGGGCACUAGCGUCAGGCUGGAAACUGAGCUUGGUUUGCAUCUCUCUAGUACCUAUUUUUGUUCUCUUCUCAGGCUUUUAUGGAGGAAUGCUGCAGAAAUAUGAAGCGGACUACAAAACAAGCAUUGCUAGCUUAGAAGACAAAGUUUAUGAUGCUGUAAGAAAUAUUAAGACGGCAAGGUGCUUCCAGUUCGAGGAGUCUAUAAUCGGCGAAUUCACUACUUUAGAACUUGUUGCGAGGAGUCUCGGCCGUAAACGCGCACUAGGAACGGGCUUCGGCGUCGGCGCUUCCAAUGGACUCACCUUCAUGACACAAGCAAUACUCCUGUAUUUUGGAAUGAAAUUGGUGAUUACUGGUGAAUAUUCCUCCGCGAAAAUGCUCCAAACCCUUACCCUUUUGCUCUUCACGAUAAUGACAUGUAUGUCACUGAUUUCCCAAAUUCCAGAAAUUAGUAGGGGCCAACGAGCUGCGACGUACAUUUUCCAGGUCGUGAAUGCGGAUUGCCCAGCAGAACACUCUUGUCUGAAAUCUCGUACAUCAAACUUCUCCCUGACGAACAAGGAGCCCUUGAUUCGGCUAAAAAACCUGCGCUUCUCGUAUCCAUACGCAAACAAUGCUUUGAUUUACAAAGAUCUUAAUCUCGAGAUAUACAAAGGGGGGGCUGUCGGUCUUGUUGGAAGAUCUGGUUCAGGUAAAUCAACUUUGUGGCAUUUAAUUACACGUUUGUAUGACGUUUCCAAUAACAGCAUAUGGAUUGACGGCACAGACAUAAACUUGUGGAAUGCAGGGAUAUUAAGAGACCAUAUCGCUGUUGUUGAGCAGAAACCACAAUUUUUUCUGGGGUCCAUCAUUGAUAAUUUAACCUAUGGCUUGAAUAGGGAAGUCGGUAGUCUUGAAGUUGAAAAUCUGUUGAGAAUGGUAGGGAUGCAAGAGUUUGUGGCAUCCACUCCGUCUCGAUUACAUUCAGAUAUUGAUACAAAACUGUUAUCCGGAGGUCAAGUGCAAAGACUGGCGAUAGUCAGAGCUCUCUUGCGUAAGCCUAAAAUACUAAUUUUGGAUGAGUGCACAUCGGCCCUGGACGCAAAGCAUGGCUUCAUAAUGUCUAAAUUUGUGAAAAAAAACCUAAACGGCACAACGGCACUAAUUUUAACUCACAGCGAGCAAAUGAUGAGGGCGUGUAGUCGAAUUGUGACCUUCUCUGAAGGUGCAAUUAUAGAGGAUGGAUGCUUUGAAGAAUUAAUACAGCAAAAAGGUGAACUCUACAGUAUUUUAUCUAGUAGUGAAAUAUAG
Lachancea nothofagi CBS 11611 is the source of this 3900-nucleotide messenger RNA. The record is from the annotation of a GenBank genome assembly. NCBI's taxonomy places the organism in Eukaryota, Fungi, Ascomycota, Saccharomycetes, Saccharomycetales, Saccharomycetaceae.